GCCGUCCUCUACCACAUCACACAAACACCACGCACAACCCAGGCUGAGCCUUCCUUCAUAUCCUCAACUUGCACGCCCGAACAGCUCGCCCAGCAUGUCGUCCAUGCGCAACGCCGUCCAGCGCCGCAACCACAAGGAGCGCGCCCAGCCCGAAGAACGCAAGAAAUGGGGCCUGCUCGAGAAGCACAAAGACUACAGCCUCCGCGCCAAAGACUUUGCCAAGAAAAAGGCGCACAUCCGCCUGCUGCGCGAAAAGGCGGGCGCGCGCAACCCGGACGAGUUCUCGUUUGGGAUGGUGAAUGCGCGGUCAAAGGGCGGGGUCAAGCAGGCGGAUCGCGGGAAUCGGAGUAUGAGUCAUGAGGUGGUCAAGUUGUUGAAGACGCAGGAUCAGGGGUAUUUGCGGACGAUGCUGCAGAGUGUGCGGAAUGAGCGGCGGGAGUUGGAGGAGGGGUUGGUGUUGGGGGUGGAUGGGGUUGGGGCGUUGAAGAGUGCGGGGCUGAAGCAGGGGGGGCAUAUGGUUUUUGUGGAUGGGGUGGAGGAGCAGAGGGCGUUUGAUGCGGGGGAGUGGUUCGGUGUGGAGGAGGGGGAUGGGAUGAUGGGUAGGGUUUGGAAUCGGAGGAGGAAGGGGUCGACGGGUGUGGCUGCUGAGGAGAAGGAGGUGCUUGAGGAUGUUGAGGAUGGGGAUGGUGGUGGUGGGAUGAAGAGGAAGAAGUCGCAGAAAGUGCAAGACGCGGAGGCGCAAAAUGCCAAGGACGAGGCUGUGUGGCAGAGACGAAAGGCGAAGUGGCAAGACCAGCAGCUGAGGAAGCUCGAAGCCGUCAAGCAGAAAGAGGAAGACCUGGUGACGGCAGACCAGGAGUUGGAGCUCCAGCGCGCGAGGGCAAAUCACCAGAUUGGCGGCGUCAACAAGAAGGGCGUCAAGUUCAAGAUCGGCCAGCGUCGGCGGUGA
Molecule: messenger RNA, 949 nt
Organism: Pseudovirgaria hyperparasitica
Lineage: Eukaryota; Fungi; Ascomycota; Dothideomycetes; Acrospermales; Acrospermaceae
Product: U3 small nucleolar RNA-associated protein Utp11
Exons: 2
Coding region: 95-949 (284 amino acids)
Biological process (GO): rRNA processing
Cellular component (GO): nucleolus; small-subunit processome
Source: RefSeq, a predicted model, not a curated record